AUGCUUCCCGAGCCAACCGUCCCACGACAUGCUCCGAUUUCGGCGGCAGCACCGGCGAAUCACCUUGCCAGAGCGGUGCCGAAGCCGUGGCGAGCAGGAACGCACGUUGGCCUCGGCUUGGUUGCUGCCUGUGGCGCUGCGGCCACACCACGGCAGGGUGCAGUGCGGAAAGGGGCGGCGAAGGAACUCUUGUGGCCCGAGGAACCCACGCCCGUUACCAAGAAGGAGGAGAAGAAAGUUUGGGACGUCGUCAAGGAGUCUUACUUCAACUUCCGCAAGCUCGAGCCGGAAGAGAUGGACCAAAUGCUCCUGUCUCUGCAGGAGAAGCUGCCUGAGAGCGCGGUGCAGCAAGCAGGGAUGGCCGGAUCGAUGAGGCGACAGGUGAUGUUCAAUGCCACGAUUCUCAAUCAUGGCCGCCUCAAGACGGAGGCCACCGAGCUGGCAAAGAUCAGCCGUGACCUUCAAAAUCGAGAGGAGCUUUGUGCCCCCGUUCUGUCCAGAAAGCUGAACCUGCCUCCGCACAUGAUUCUGAAAGAAAUCCUGGUCGAAGAGCGCUUGAAGAAGACACUACCCCGACUGUACAAGUUGCUGGACAAUGCGCGCGAGGAAAUGCCGUUCACGGACUCUUGGGAGCAUGAGGCGCAAGCGAUUCUUAAGGAGACCCUGCCGUCGCCCUUGGACCCCUGGCUACUCCGAGAAGUGCUUUGGACCGUGGAAAACGACCACGAGGCCAAGCAUCAUCGAGGGAAGAUUAUGGCAUCUGCAUUCGAGGAUGCUUUGGUGCAGUUUUGCCAAGAUGCCGGCCACUCCGUGCAAACUGAGCUGGAGCUCUUGGAGCAGGGUUCUCAAGAAGGUAUGUUGAUCACGCCGGACCUGCUCUUCGAGUCUCCAAUAUCUCUGCCUCAUCGGAAGGAGUCUGUCAGGUGGAUGGAAUGCAAGAGCUUCUACGGGACGACUUUCAACUUCGUGAUGCAAAGGAAGCUGCUGAAGCAGGCGAAACGCUAUGCCAAUCAGCUGGGGCCUGGUGCUUUGGUGUUCCGGCAUGGCUAUUCUGCUGCCAUGAAGAGGCAAGUGGAAGAGAAGGUGCCCGGAGUCGUUGUGCUGGACGGAUCCCGUUUGCCCGACCUCCCGUCCCCGCUGGAUUCCGAUGAGCCGUCGACUUUUGUAGCCGGGCCGAAGGCGGAGUUCUGGAAGCUGGACCUUCCGAGCCGCUCCGGCAAAAGCCGCCGCAGUGGCAGUGGGAAGACACCCGCGAAGAAGACGAAAUCCCCAAAGAAGACGACGAAAUCCCCAAAGAAGACCACAAAAUCCCCGAAGAAGACGAAGAAGACACGGACUUCCGCGCUGAAGCUUGCAGAAAAGAAUGCGUGA
This is a messenger RNA of Symbiodinium sp. CCMP2456, 1371 nucleotides long. NCBI's taxonomy places the organism in Eukaryota, Dinophyceae, Suessiales, Symbiodiniaceae. The record is from the annotation of a GenBank genome assembly.